Messenger RNA from Babesia ovata, 2025 nucleotides. RefSeq lists its product as uncharacterized. Gene Ontology annotation, biological process: mitochondrial RNA processing; regulation of mitochondrial mRNA stability. The record is from RefSeq and is a predicted model, not a curated record. Lineage: Eukaryota; Apicomplexa; Aconoidasida; Piroplasmida; Babesiidae. The transcript has 2 exons. The coding region runs from base 1 to 2025 and encodes 674 amino acids. Gene Ontology annotation, cellular component: ribonucleoprotein granule; mitochondrial matrix. Gene Ontology annotation, molecular function: RNA binding.
AUGCUCCAAUGUAGCCGCUUUUUGCGUCUUUGUUCGAUUCUACGCGGCCAUUGCCGCGUAGCGAGGCGCAGCUUCGUUGGCAUUGACCGACCUGUUCCGGAAGACUUUGGCCAUGAGGCAGCAGUUGUUGGCACCGAGCCCAGUGCCUCCUUCGGCGCUCUGCAGGUCCCCGAAGCCAACUUGGCGUCGUCUCUGGAUUCUUGCUCGAGUUGUGAGGACGUCUGCAGCGUAUUCAAGGAGCGACGACCGCGCCUGAAACCGGCAGAACUUAUAUUACUGCUGUCCCGCGUUGUACAGUUAGGCUGCCGCCAGCGCCGCGAUGCUGAUCAGGCGCUUUGUGAACUUUGGCCGCGCACAGACUUCUGUCUGGUGGCGUUAUGCUGUCUGCAUGGGCGACAUGACGUCAUGCACCUUCCGAGCGGCGUGGGUGACAUGUACACCGACGUGAUUUCGCGCAUCGACUGCUUCUCACCAACGGAGCUGCUAUACUUAGUACGCAUGGGCGCGUACAUCCGGGGGUAUCAUAAUCGCAUAUUACGUUCCCACUGCGAACGUAUCCUUUCUACAUCGGCGUGGCGUCUGGACUACACGGAUCUGUGCCGCACCGCAACAGUGCUGGCGUGCUCUAGUGACAGUGUGCCAUUUGCUAAGCUUAUUGGCCAUGUCUGUGUGAGCAGGCUUUUGGAGCUUCCACAAUGUCAGCGCAUGAUGGUGUUCGGUGCCCUGGCUGCUGCGAAGCACGGUUCCACCCUGUUUCUGCAAAGUUGCGUACGCCACGCAUUGAACAGGAACGUAUUCACAGGCACCGACGCAAUCAAGGCGCUUGUAUGUUACGCACGCAAACCUUCCGCAUGUUCGCCGGCUGUAUUUGAGAAUCUGCUUCGUCGUUGCGUGGAUCUGGACCUGUCGUGCCUCGAGCCGCUUGAGCUUUGCGACCUGCUGUGGGUGACGUGCAAGUACUCCGACAUGAGUCGAGAGAUGUUUCAACGUUGUGAGCCUCUGCUGCUACAGCACUGCGCUACUUUGCCUGGCCGGAAUGUAUCGAUGCUUUUGUGGGCUUUGGCGGAUUCCGGGUUUGAGUCCCCCGCAUUGCUGUCGGCUCUGGAGUCAGCUGCCACCGCAUCAGCCGCUUCAAUGUCUCCCGCUAAUGUGGCGUUGUGCGUCAACAGCUUGUCCCAAUUAAAGGGCGCAGGCGAGGCAUCUGACUUCCACGUCAAGAUUGAGGAAGAGGUGAUCGCCAACAUUAUGCACUUCAACGGCCUGGACCUCGCGAUGCUUGCCGAGGGCUAUGCUCGUCUUGGUCUGGGUUCUGCAACGUUGCAUCAGUGCAUCCAGGAAUCUGCCCUCCGUUAUGCGGACGAUUUGCCCGCAGAUUGUUUGUCGAAGCUGCUGUGGUCCUAUGGCCACCUGGUUGGGAGGGAGUCGUUUUUUGCUGGCUUGCAGUUCUCUCUGCUGCAACGCGUGAACCAGUUUAGCGCGCAUGAGUUGUGUCGUGCCCUGUGGUCGUACGCGGUGCAGCGUUUCUUCGACGUGGCCUUUUGGAACAGCUGCCUCACCUUACUCGACGUCAACCAGGUGCGGGGAAAUCGUCGGUGUUCGCUGCUUUAUCCCGCUCUCGCAGAUCUCGUUGCAGUGCGUAAGGAGCUGUUGACUGCUGACGUGCUCCGUUUGAUCAACCUUACCAAGGGCAUGUUCAUGAACGAUGAAUUGGCGUCCUACUGUGCCGACACUGGCGAACGCCUGGCGCGCGCACUUGGUUCACUGAACAUUACCGCGUCUACUGGCGAUGUGUUUGAAGGUUUCUUGUUGGACGCCUCCUUCGAGCAUCAGGGCGUCCGGCACGCCGUGCUGGUGUAUACACGUGCGAACACGGUGGAUUCCGGUUCUCGACCCUCCGGCGGCAUGAUCCUGAAGGCGCGUUACCUGCGGCGCCAUGGCAUCAAAGUGCUCCACGUGUUGCGUGACGCUUUCAUGGCAAUGGACGAGAACCAGUGCGCCGCCCUUCUGUCCCGCCAAUUAUCGUGA